AUGUAUGACACUAAAUUGACCUCUGGUGCAGCGCCUCAAGGAUAUCAGAGCGCCGCUCCUCAAGCGCAGAGCCAGUGGGCAGCGCCUACCCAGGCCCAGACUCCGAUACAACAACAAUGGGGUCAGCCGCAACAGCAGGCGGCGGGAGGUUAUAAUCCUGGUACAUAUGGCGCAAUGCCAGGCGGAUACUCGCAAGCACAGCAGACUCCUACCCAAACCGCAACCGCCUACCACUCGCAGCAGCAAGACGUACCACCUCCGCCACCGCCCAAACCAGCUGCAUUCGCUGCCUCCUCCCAACAAACCAACACCCAGAACUGGGGACAGCAGACUGGAUACGGCGCUCAGCAGAACACUGGGUAUACAACACAGGGGCAGCAGGUUGGAUAUGCUCAACCAAGCGGAUACCAGAGCCAAGGCGCGACACAACAAUCAUACAACACCGCCGCUCCUCCUCCUCCAUCACAGACUCCAGGAGGCUCAUAUUUCCCGCCCUCGCAGACACCGCAAGCUGGAGGACGGCCUGGUUCCAUAUAUGGUACUGAUCAGGCAGGCACUUACGCGGCGCCAUCCUCUGCAGUCGCGCAGCAUCCCCCCAGCUCCGUGCUGAGCCCAAACGAGCAUAAUCCCGCGUACAUACCUCCUUCGCUGACUGGCCAAGGCGUCCAAUCGUACGUCCCCUCGAACACCAAUCCAAUGCCCGGCGUAUACGUUCCUCCGCCUCCCGAUAUACCAGCUUGGCAACAAGCAUCGCAUGCGCCUUUGCAGGGGGGGAAGAAGUUCAAAUACACAAAGCCGGCACCAAUUCCGAACCUUUAUGGACAAGGGCAACAAGGUGUUCCGCAGGGGCAGAACGGGCAACAAGCUGCAUACCCAGCGCAUCAAUAUGGGCAGAAUCAAUACGUUGGAGGAGGACAGGCUCAACAGAUGGCCCCAUAUGGACAGCCUGUGCAAAGCCAGUAUACUCAAGGCCAAGCACAGCAACAGGGCCAGUAUGGAGGAGAUGCGCAAUCACAAUACGGUCAGCCAGUCCAGCAGGCACAAUACUCCGCUCACCCUGCUCCUCCGUAUCAGCACCCCCAAGAUCAGUCCACCCAGCCUCAGCCAUAUCAGCAGCAACAACAAAGCCAAUGGCAACCGACGCCUCCAGCCGACCACAAUUACACGCAGCAGCAGACAUGGCAACCUGGACACCAGAAUCAAGGUUCGGUUGUUGGACAGCAAUAUCUGCAAGGACACAGUCAGGGAAUCGAAGCUCCAACACCAAUCGGCAGACAAACUGGCACGACACCACCAGGAUUCGUUAACGAGCCAAGCCCUCAAAGUCAGCCGGUAUCGCCGCUACAGCAUCGCGUCAGUACGGACUUCACCUCUGCUGGGUUGGGACGACAGGGCUCAGUCAGCUCUAUAGCUCUUGGGGCUAUACACGCUCAACGCGCAGGCAAUCGAACCGAGUCUCCAAAACCGCAACCGCCAAAGCUACCAGUAUCUCUGCCGCCUCGAGAUCCCGCAACCAAAUUCAGCGCGCUAGGAACAGGUGGUCCCUCAGACUGGGAGCAUUUUGGUGGAGCUGAAGAGGUUGACGACGAAGAACUGUUUGGAGCAAAGAGAGAUGGGAGGCAAGGUGUACCUGUGCAACUGGAUAGUAUGGAGGUGCCAUCGCAGCAGGUAUCCCCGCCUCGACCGCAAGGCGAAUGGCCUACGCCACCCGUGCAGCCGGCAUCGACGGCGUCCUCGAACCGUGAUAACUAUGAGCCUACGCCCCCACUGAACGCCCAGGGCCCACCGUCUCAACCGCCACCGCAAGGCUUCGCUAUGGGCGACACGCCACUUUCGCCACCGCCUCAGCAGAGUUUUGUCAUUGGUGAUGCAGCAGCAGCUACUCAAUCACAUCCACAGCAGAACUUCGUCGUAGAUGAUGCUGUUGUUGCACCGUUGCGAGUCUCGCGACCAUCUUCUCAAGGAAACACCCCAGCCCAACAGCAAGCACAGCACCCGCCGCCACCAGCAGCAAACACUUCUUUUGCAAUAGAUGACAGCGGAUGGGUUCGACAGCGUACUCCACAAGCGAAUGAACAGCAGGCCAGCGCUUCGCAUGCUGCGGAACUAAAGACCAAAGAUGAAGCUUUAGAACGUCUGCGAGCAGAUGCCGAGCAGAAAGAGACCGAUUUGCACGCCGAGAUCGAACAAUUGAAGGUCGUCAUUGAAACUACUAAGACCCAUGCAGAGUACGAGAGAAAUGUGUUGGCCGAGCAGAUCGAGUCAAUGAAGGCUGCUGCGCAACAAACAAAGACUAAUACUGAUGCUGCAAACAAAGAGAAGGAUCUCACGAUCGGGCGAUGGAAGGAAGACUCUGAAGGCAAAGAAGACACAAUCAUGGAAAGGGAUGCAGAGAUCAACAGGCUACGAGAUGAAUUGAGGACGAAGGAAGACACCAUUGCAAAAGGUCACACUGUGGUUGACGAUCUCAAGAAGCAGCUCGAAGUCAGGAACAUCGAGAUUGAUAAUCUAAAGCAACAAAUUGAAAACAACCAGACCGCAGAAGGGUUGGCCAAAGACUUGAAGCAACAGCUUGAGGCGGAAAGGUUAAAGGAGCCACCUAAACCCACGCCAGGAGCUCUGAUUCCCGACCUUGACCCCUGGUAUGCUGGGUCUCUCGAGCGGUACAUCACGAUGCUGCGAAGCGAGGCACAAGAGGUGCAGGUCGAAGACAAGAUUAAUGUCUUUACAGGCUUCCUCAAGGCUGAGUCAAGUGCUCGAGGCCUUGAUUAUCACAACGCACCUCCACCGCAGCCUGUCAGUCAGCCACCGCAGGAGAACGUACAACCGCCAGUGGUCUCGCAUACAGACUUGACCGCGUCUACGAAAGCUAGUGACCUUAACGUUCAGGUACCUCCUAUGGACCCUCUCGAGGAGGAUGACAUUCAAUACAGCCCAGGCGGUCGACCGAUCGUGCAACAUAGGCCUACGCUAAAAACCGAAGGAUUUAGUCGUCCACACCAAUCGUUCAGUGUGUCUAGCCAAUCAACCACUGUCCUUACACCAACAAGCUCUCAGGACGAUAGCGCGAGCAAGACACCCACGUCAGUCCAAUCGCCACCUACAGAGCCACAGACACAGUCGCAGUACAAAGCGUAUGUUCCGUCAAAUGUGACUCUUACGGAUCCUGUGCUAAAUAUGCACCGUCAAUCGCUUUCUUCUACUACCCCUCCCGUGCUCAAUCCGGCUUUGUCAUAUGGGACCAAGAAGGACGAGGUCUUCUUUGGCGCACCAACAGGAACUUCUUCGCCAUCCAGCAGGCCAAACACAGGUGCAAGCGCGACUCCCGACGUACAGGUCCCAGCGCCUUUAUUCACCCAGCAUCCUCUUGCGAUAGCUGCAAAGUCAGCACCCAAGGCCAACCCGGUCGAUAAGCUGAUAAAGCUUCUACCAACCAAGGUAGGGAUGCCGCGACCGAACCCACAGCUAGAGGCGCUCCGUAAGAAACUUGCCGAAUUCCCAUCAGACCUGCCUUCUCUUCAAGCAGUGACCGUUCCCUGGGAGAAAUCCGCUUCUCUCGUACGCAAAAAGAACGACGAAGCGCGUCGCAAACGCCAAGAAGAAUCCGAGCAGGAGACUGACCAGCUGUUCAACGACCAUGAGAUCUCAUACGCUGACAUCGCCGUGAUCGAAGAUGAGUUUAAAGAGAAGGAAAGCAAACUCAAGGCUGAUGAAGAUCGCAACGAGUAUCAGUCUUACGUUGAGACAGUGUUCGACAAAGUCUAUGGCGGGCUCCAGCAGCAGAUCAAAUAUCUCAUGGACUUGUCACGCGAGACAGAAGGCCUGCUCUCUACGGCUGUGUCGGGUGUAAAGAGCUUUGAAGGAAGUGACGCAGCGACUGUCGAGGACUGUCUGAAGCUGCUGGAGGACUUGUUUCCGGAGAUCGAACAGCGGCACGACAAGGUCGUAGAGGCGGUAGUACAACGGGACAAGCGAUACAAGAAGACAGAGAUCCAGCCGUUAUAUGCAGCAGGCAAUAUCACAAAGAUGAGGCAGGUUGAGAAGCACUUUGCCAACGCUGAGAAGGAAGCUGCACAGCGCGCCCGCACAGAGAAAGCAGACCGCGUGGCGGAGUUUGUGCGUAUGGUUGAAGCAACAGUCAUCACAGCUGUUGGUGUUGAGCAGCAAGAGAUUCAGGAGAUCAUCACUGCUGUGCGCGAUUUGCCUUCUUCUUUGGAUAACGAGAAGCUGCGCGCGAGGGCAAAGGAGACUGUGCUUGCGCUGGGAGACUCGUCGAAAGCUCUUCUCAUGCUGUUGAACGAUAUCGAGAUCGACAUCGGCGGUUCCAUCCUCGAAGCCGAACUUGCAGAAGCCAAGUCCGAAAACCAACCUGAAAAGGUGGCUCGGCUCGAGAAACAGAUUCUGGAUCGCGAAAAGGAACUCAAGGAAGAGAUCAAGCGGAAAGAGGCAGUCCUAGACCAGGAUCGUAAUGAGAUCGACGAGCUUGCCCAGGCGGAGGUUAGCAAGCCUGCGGAUGGAGGUGGUGUUGAGUUGAGCGAGGAGGAGCUUAAGAAGGAGAGAUUGAGCAAGGCAUUGGAGGCUGCGAAGCGGAGGAAUGGGGACCUUUGA
This is a messenger RNA of Didymosphaeria variabile, 4608 nucleotides long. RefSeq lists its product as uncharacterized. Bases 1 to 4608 code for a protein of 1535 amino acids. Lineage: Eukaryota; Fungi; Ascomycota; Dothideomycetes; Pleosporales; Didymosphaeriaceae. The record is from RefSeq and is a predicted model, not a curated record. The transcript is spliced from 2 exons.